This is a messenger RNA of Triticum urartu, 836 nucleotides long. Its product is annotated as histone H3.3. Gene Ontology annotation, molecular function: DNA binding; protein heterodimerization activity; structural constituent of chromatin. The record is from RefSeq and is a predicted model, not a curated record. Gene Ontology annotation, cellular component: nucleosome. Lineage: Eukaryota; Viridiplantae; Streptophyta; Magnoliopsida; Poales; Poaceae.
GACAUGGCUGGCUGGCCGCUCCCGAGUAUAAAACCUCACCUCAUCCUCCGAACCGAAAAAAAAACCCCACCACCCAACCGCCGCUCUCCGAGGCUCCUGAAAGUUGCAACCUCUCCCUCUCGGCGAAUUUGGGGGUUUCUGAAGCGCGCGAGGUAAACCAAGGUUUUGCUCAUGGCUCGUACUAAGCAGACCGCCCGUAAGUCCACUGGAGGAAAGGCUCCCAGGAAGCAGCUAGCCACCAAGGCUGCCCGUAAGUCUGCUCCCACCACUGGAGGAGUGAAGAAGCCUCACCGUUACCGCCCUGGAACUGUUGCUCUUCGUGAGAUCCGCAAGUACCAAAAGAGCACGGAGCUGCUCAUCAGGAAGCUUCCAUUCCAGAGGCUUGUUAGGGAGAUUGCCCAGGACUUCAAGACUGACCUCCGCUUCCAGAGCCAUGCGGUGCUGGCCCUUCAGGAGGCUGCAGAGGCCUACCUGGUCGGUCUCUUCGAGGACACCAACCUGUGCGCCAUCCAUGCCAAGCGGGUGACCAUCAUGCCCAAGGACAUUCAGCUGGCUAGGAGGAUCCGUGGCGAGAGGGCUUAAGGUGCUGUGCUUGCCUUGCCUGUGGGAAUCGCUCUGGUGGGCAUCUGUGUCUGCUUUUGCUGCUGAACACUUAUCAUGUGUCGUGAACUACUAAUACUGGUCGUGUGUAGUAAUAUGUCAGUAGCGUACUCUGUGCCAUACUAUGUUCGUAGAGCUGGAUCAUUUGUUCGUUGGUCGUCCUAAAUCAUCCACCUGGUGGGUUCUGAACCUUGCAUUUUAUGUCUGAAAAUUAGUGAUUGUGUGAACUAUUAUUA